CGUUUGGCUCAAGGUUACAUUAAAUGGAGCAUACGUACCUGUCCCAUUAGUAGAUCUGUCAAUGUAGCCGACCAAAAACUAAAUUUUGAUACAUUUGAAAUUAUAUUUUAUGAACAGCCCAACCCCAAAAGAUUACAAUUUUUAGCCUUAAAUCCUUUAGAACUCGAUAUUUCAUCGAUAGACAUGAACAUUACCAAGAAAGAGAAGCCGCUCACUAAUAAGCAACUCGAAGAAUUAGCAAACCUUAAAAAAAUUAUCAAUUACGCACAUAUCCUAAAUAAUGAACAAAAGUCCGUUUCUGAUGAUUUAGGGAUUGUACUUGUUCAGAUCAAUUCGUCUUAUUUUUUAGAAUAUGGUAUCAAUUUACUGGCAAGCAGCUACAAGCGUAAAAAUGCUGCAACAUACCCAACACUCGACCGUAUUUCCAAUUUUUUAAGCACAACGUUUAAUUACUUGGUACGCACCACCAUCACCAGCCCUAAAGGAUUCAUUGGUUAUUACACCAAGAAAAUUGUUGUUAGCGUAUCGCUAUCGAUUUUAUUUUUGAUUUUGGCUUUGGCAGAAGUCACACUUCAUGCAUUAAGUGUUCGACUGCCUAAAUUCAUACUUAACGGUGUUGCCUUUAAAGAUCUGUUUGCAGCUGGUCAGCAAGUAGAUUUGAGAUUACAGCAACUCUUUUUUUGGCCACGUCAGUAUAUGAUGCUUAGAAAACACAAUUGGGCGAACACAGCAAAAACAAGAGCUUAUUACAUCAGUUUUUAUAACAGCAUGUGGCUUGUUGCUAACGAUAUUAUCAUUGGGCUAGCAAUAGGAUCAUUUCUGAUGGCAAACAAUGCAGCCAUGGCAGACAAGUUACAUCGCAUUUUACAUAAAUAUACAGUCGAAUCGUUGCACUCGAUGAUGCUCUGGUUUUUAGAAUCACCAGCCGGUCUUAAACUUAAUCAUGAACUUGGAAGUUUUCUGAGCGAGCUUUUUCUUUGGCUUAUUCGACUUUGGACACUGUGUACGCAAACUGUCCAACCUUAUACACCUCAAAUUAUUCAUGCGAUUGGUUUAUCGGGGGUAUUUGGGGUAACCAUGAUUAUUUCACUAUCUUCUGAUUUUUUGGCUUUCAUGACCUUGCAUGUUUAUUGUUUUUAUAUGGUAGCAGCACGUAUCUUUAAUUGGCAAUUGGUGAUUCUGAACUCGUUGUUCAAUUUAUUUAGAGGCAAGAAACGAAACAUUCUUCGUAAUCGUAUCGAUUCUUGUGACUAUGAUUUGGAUCAAUUGCUACUAGGAACAAGUUUAUUUACCUUGCUGACCUUUCUGUUUCCGACGGUGUUGAUCUAUUAUUUGACGUUUGCUCUUGGAAGAGUCGGUGUCAUAUUCUUACAGGCAAUUAUGGAGACAAUUUUAGCUUUUUUUAAUCAUUUUCCGUUAUUUGCGAUCAUGCUGCGCUUAAAAGAUCCCCAUAGAUUGCCAGGUGGUCUAGAGUUUGAAAUAUUUGACCAUGAAAGUUUCUUGUUGAAACACCAUGGCAUCCUGUAUCGAAUUAAACAAUUUUUUUUGCGCUCUAAAUCCAAGCAAAAGAAGACUGGUCUAUCGAAAAAACCUUCAAAGAAAGCAUUCAGGAAACGAGCGGUCAGUUUUAGUAUCCCCACCUUAUCCAAAAAGAAGACGCCCGAGGUGCCCAUUAACUCUAGUAGAGGCGCGUAUUUAUGGAUGCGGAACAUGCCAAUUCCGUUAGGCGCUAUAUUUUUUCAGUACAUGCUGUUAUGGAAAAGAUUAAGCGCACAUUACUUUUCUGCAUAUGUAUUCAACUGUUUAUUGCAUGGCGAGCCAAUUAAACCUAUACCAAAACUACAGUACCCAAUGCUCCCAGAAACAAGGCCUAGUUUAUCGAUUUUAUGGCAGACACUAAAGUUAAAUUUACGGGACACGCGUUUAAAGAAAAACGAAUGAUAAUUGUAAAUAAUUAUAUAAAGAUGAAAUAUGUGAUACAAAGCGUUAUUAUGACUUGAUA
Mucor mucedo is the source of this 2002-nucleotide messenger RNA. Its product is annotated as N-acetylglucosaminyl transferase component-domain-containing protein. Gene Ontology annotation, cellular component: endoplasmic reticulum; membrane. The coding region runs from base 184 to 1941 and encodes 585 amino acids. The transcript is spliced from 11 exons. Gene Ontology annotation, biological process: GPI anchor biosynthetic process. The record is from RefSeq and is a predicted model, not a curated record. NCBI's taxonomy places the organism in Eukaryota, Fungi, Mucoromycota, Mucoromycetes, Mucorales, Mucoraceae.